UUCCAUUUGCAUCACACUGUGGGGCAAAGUCUACCGUACUAAUGAGUGCGGAUUAACGUGAAGAGACCUGGAAGAGGAUGCUACACAAACUGGUUCUUCCAAAUCAGCACUUUGACUGGACGGGAAAUAAGAGGACAGAGUUCAUUUUGGAUUUAGCAGCCAAAGUUUGACGUAAUUCUUCCCCGGACAUCAGGAAUAGUCUGGAGUGUCACCAGGGAAGUAUUUCCUAAAAGGAAAAAUAGAGAUAUCCUCAACUUAGACUUGGAGGUAUCCUGAAAAAAAAAUUGGAUUAAGGGAAAAACAUCUAAAGCAAGUUGUGUGCAGUAAAUUCACGGUUUUCUGGAUGUCUCCGCUGAUGCAGACAGCAGCUGGUUAAUCAAACACAUUCACACCCCAAAGAAAAAAGUAGCACAUUUCUUCUUUUAUUGCAACUUAGUGGAUUUUAGACUUCAUCAGCGCCGCUGGUAAUCAAUAUAUGAUCGAUUUUAGGGGGAUUUUCCAGCAACUCUUCCUUUUACAAUAACGGGAUUUAAAAAGUCUACAUGCUGAAUAUAACGACUCGUCGACGUUUCUGGACAUGGACGGACAUCGAGGAGAUGAAAUAAAGGAGCCGUUUGAAUAAAUAAGAGUCAGACUUGUAUCAUGAAAAUGUUAUUUGGGUGAAGUCCUCGGAAAGUCGUAAGGGAAGCCCCAAUGAGUGGCACACAGUCAACACUCACUGACAGGACCCCAAGCAUUCUCAACAAGGACCCCACAGACAAGAAACCUAAAAAUGAGAAAUCCUCUGUCUCCCUCAAACAUGAGUUUGACCCUACAGGUCUUGUCCAGCGGUGUGUGAUAAUCCAGAGAGAUGAAAAUGGCUUUGGGCUGACUGUAAGUGGAGACAACCCUGUGUUUGUGCAGCUGGUAAAAAAACAUGGAGCUGCGAUGCGAGCAGGUGUUCAGACAGGAGAUAGGAUCAUUAAGGUUAACGGGACCUUGGUUACACAUUCAAACCACAUAGAGGUUGUAAAGCUAAUAAAAUCGGGUUCCUAUGUAGCCCUGACAGUGCUGGGGAGGCCUCCGGGGCUUCCUCAUGUGCCCCUAGAGGAGGGAGAGGAGGAAGAGAAGGAGGAAGGGGCAGAGGUCAGCACACUCUACUCCUCUCUCUCAGUGCCUCACUCACCUGCACUGCCAGGUGGGGAGAGAUCCAGCCAUGUGACCAGCAGCCCCCAGGAGCACAUCACCUCCUUUCUGCCUGAUGGGCCUGAGAACAAACCCGCACAGAGUCAAAAGGCUGACAACAUGCAAAAGAUGCUACUCAAGGAGCAACAGGACCUACAGUCAAAGGAGGAGGAAUCCAGCAGGGACAGUGGGCCUUCUAUUCAUCUGAGGGAACAGGCUAACGCUAUCGCUACCGACGGGACCUGGACCAACAAUAACUCUAUGCAUAGCAGCCCCCUCCCAGAGAGUACCGGCAAAAGAGAGACGCCCUGUCAGAGCCCGGACAUCAGUCGGCGAGACGGUCUCAACUUCUACUCAUCACCUGAGGCUGACGACCACCCUGACAUGGACUCUAGUGCCCAGUCUACUGUGGGUAGUCCCCCACAUCCCCUCAACCCCCAGAUCAUCGGAGCAGAAGAUGACUACUUUGACUCUCAGCAAGAGCAGAUUAAUGGAGAGUGUAGCUCUUUCCAGAGUUUGGACUUAUUGAAGUCUCGGCCGGCUCAUCUUGCAGUUUUCCUCCAUCACGUCGUCUCACAGUUUGACCCUGCACCUUUGCUCUGUUAUCUCUACGCUGACAUGCACAAGCAGACCAGCUCCAAAGAAAGUCGCCGCUUCUUCAUGGAAUUCCACUCACUCUUUAUGGAUCGAACAGCAAAUCUUAAAGUCCCACUGCCAGAAUCAAUUGCUGGUGAAAUGGAGAAGCGGAGGCUGGAGUUAAUCCCAGAAGAUAUUUGCAAACAGUACACUCAGGUUUUACAGGACACACUUCUGCCAGACCUGCACAAGAAUCUGGAAGAUUUCAGACAGAAGCGUAGCAUGGGUCUGACUCUCGCUGAAGACGAACUGUCUAAGCUGGACACAGAGCAAGGAAAAGAGGCCUUGGAGAAGGAAUGCUCCUGUGCUGAACACAUCCUAUCCAAGAUAGAGGAUAUCCUGUUGACAUCACAGCCCACAGAAGAGGAGAAGUGCCAAACAAUGCAGUAUGUGAUUCUCACCUAUAUGAAGCACCUUGGGGUCAAAGUGAAGGAGCCUCGGGGCCUCGAACAUAAACGGGCACGCAUCAAUUUCCUGCCUAAGAUUAAGAAGAGUAUCAAACCUGAGAAGGAGGGUGAGGAGAAGGGGAAAAAGCCACGGUUUCCCAACAUACUUGGCCCACCUCGGCGUCUGAGUAGAGUGGAUUCCACUUCAGUUGGUAAGGCUGUGGAGAUGAACAAGCAGCGGUCACCAAAGCAACUCCCUCAGCCAGCCUUCGGCAUCCCUGAGCAGUCUGACUCUCCAGCCCCAAAUUCUGGUCGGACCCGUGUAAAUCAGCCCAGUGAGGGAUCGGACACAAGCACCCAAUUUUCGCCUUCCACCAUCUCCCCUAUACACAGCUCGCCCACUGGUCAGGCCUCAGAUACGAGUGGACACGACUCAGAUUCCAAUUUGUCUCCAUUCUGCAUCAUUCCCAGACCGGGUGAGAGUCUGCAGUCUGGCGACCAUCAGGAUGGGGUCUUCAGUCCGACCAACACUCAGUUUGACUUCAGUCCCUCCAACCUGGAGCAGUUACAGGAGGAAGACCAGGAAACUUUCAGCAGCAGGAUGGAGGUUCAGUGUGCCGUGAGUUCAGCUGACAUCCAGAGUGAAGACGACCAGGGAGGUGAGAUGGAGUGUGAAGAGGAUCCUCUGACCUGGCAGAGUCUGGUCAGCCAAGGUGUGCUGGCAAGCUUAACACCACAGGAGAUUAAGCGACAGGAAGUCAUCAAUGAGCUUUUCUACACUGAGCGUGCACACUUGAGGACGCUGAAGGUGUUGGACUGUGUUUUCUACCAGAGGUUGAACAGAGACAGUAUCCUGCCACCAGAAGACAUCAAACACAUCUUCAUUAACCUGGAGGAAAUCAUUCAGCUGCAUGUUUCUAUAAUGGAGCAGAUGACGGCAAUCAGGAAGAGGAGUGAGACAUCCGUGAUUGGUCAGAUUGCAGAUGAUCUUCUGGCGUGGUUCAGUGGUGAGGGAGAGGAGAAGAUCAAAAAAGCAGUGGGAACUUUCUGUAGUAACCAGCCGUCUGCACUGGAGCUCAUCAAGAGCAAAAAGAAGAAAGACCAGAGGUUCACUUUGUUCAUGCAGGAGGCUGAGAGCAACCGUCUGUGUCGCAGGUUGCAGCUUAAAGACAUCAUUCCUGUAGAGAUGCAGAGAGUCACCAAGUACCCACUCCUACUGGACAACAUUGCCAAGUACACAGAAGAUGGUGAGGAACGGGAAAAGGUGAAGAAAGCCGGAGAAUGUUGCAAAAAGAUCCUCAACCAUGUCAACCAGGCCGUCAAAGAGGCUGAGAAUAAACUGAGGCUUGAGGAGUAUCAGAGGAGGUUAGACCUCUCAUCUCUCAAAACAAGUGAAAACCCCAUGAUCCUGGAGCUGAAAAAUUUGGACCUGACCAAGAGGAAGAUGGUGCAUGAGGGACCUCUUUCCUGGAAAGUCAAUAAAGACAAGACUAUCGAGCUGUACACAAUCCUCCUCGAGGACAUCCUGGUUUUACUACAGAAACAGGACGAGCGUCUGAUCCUGAAAUUCCACGGGAAGAAUCUGGCCAGUGCUGCCGACACCAAACACAUCUUUAGCCCCAUCAUCAAACUCAACACUGUUUUGGUUCGCCCGGUGGCUACUCACAACAAGUCUUUCUUCGUGUUGUCCAUGUCAGAAAAUGGGGCUCAGAUCUAUGAACUGAUGGCUCAGACAGUGUCCGAUCAAAGAACGUGGCAGUGUUUGAUCACACAAUGUGCUGACGCCAUGAAGGCCAAACCUCACAACAGAGAUGCACCUCCAGCUCAGUCUGAUGCUGAGGGCGAUGCUAUUGAGAUCAUCAAACAUGGGAUGCCCAAGACGAGCAAAGAUCCUAACAGGACAUCAAGUGGAAGCAUCCAGUCUUCAGAUAAGGAUGCCACAUCUUCUCCUGAUGUUCAAGCUCCAGCAAGUAUGAACCCCUUCGAUGGCAUGAAAUCAGAAGACGAGGAAGACGAGCUAGCUGUUGGAGACAGACAGGAGGAAGAGGAGCUGGCUGUAGGAGACAGACAGGAAGAGGAGGAUGAUGAAGAGGUGGAUGAAGCAGAACUAGAAGCUUUCCUGGACGGGCAGCUGGCAGACAGAAUGCCCUUCCUGCAGGAAGGAUCACGUCAGGGCAUCGCUCUUGAAAACCAAGACCACGACACAUUCAGUCUACCCACCUCCAAAGGUGAAGAGGCUCUCAGGACAUUGGCGAUGCUGAAGCAGGCUGUCUUCACUCAUAUACUGAGCAGAGAGGCAGAGGAGGAGACGGAGGAGAACAAACCGAGCAGUGGCCCUGAAGGGCCCACUGCGACAUGUGAUGAGAGUGGAGCGUCCACAAGCUCACAGAAGGACAGCCCUCAUCUGACUUCAGGACUGCCUGAGGCAACUGAACGCAACGGUGGGUUCAUGGUUCUAGAUUUUGGCGGAGGCUUUGAGGAGAGCAGCACUGAUGAUGAUGGAGGGGUAGCAGGUGACGUGGGCAUCGACAUGAGAAAACUACUGUCCUCUUCAUCGCAGACAGGGGGCAGCUGUGGCCCCAACCUCAACAGGCAGCUUAUGACCCACCUGCGCCUCCUGCAGGCCGACCUACAGUAUCUUAAGGAGGUGGAGAUGAAGUACAAUGAGCUGCGACAAACACACAGUGACCUGGCUACUGACUUGGAUGACAACAAUGAUGGGAUUCAGUGACGAAAGUCUUUACGUGCUCUUGGUCAUAUGAGUCAAGUUUCAUGCUACUCCAUGAUCACAUCCUUCCGGUUGGAUCCUCGGCCAUUUAACGCUGAUGUCGCCCAAUAACAGAGGCUUAAUGUCUGAUCUCCCACUUCAGGCAUUUGUGACAAUCAGGUUUUGAUGUUUUCAUCAUUAUAAGGAAUGUUCUACUAUAAACUCAGCAGAGAAACUGUGGAAUCAUCCAAGGACAAUUCAGUCACUUUUUGGCUAUAUAAUACUAAUCACAUAAGUUAUCGUAAACACUGGAGAUAUGAAGUGGAAAAUGGAGUGAAGUCACACAGAUGUACAGCAGAGAAACAUUAAGAAAUAAAAGGAGACAUGAAGACUGUGACCAGAAUGAUUCUCUGAGGAUCAAGAAGGCAGACUGUCUUGUUCAGGACUCACUGCUGUAUAAUAUCUGUGGAUAUUCAGCCCAGCACAUAGUUGAACAUGCUUAAAGACAGACUUCUUUGCUGAAAAUCAGCCGUUAAAUGCCAAAAUGUCCUCUCACCGCACUGAGUAAGUUGUUAAAGUCUGCAACGUUCACAGAAGUCAAACAGGAGGCUCUAACAUCUAUUCCUACCAUCCCCAAAUGUUCUCAAAGUAUGUUACAUGUUGUAUGUCGUUACCCUAGCUUAGCAUAAAACUGGAACUAAGGUGGAAGCCUGACUGACUGAAAAAAAAAACACCUACCAGCAUCUCAAAAGUUCACUACUUAACCAUUUUUAUCUUGUUUAAAGCAUCAUUACCAACAGAAAUGUUAAAAUUAAUGUUUAUAUUAUUUUAAAGGAUUUUUUUCUCUCACUAAAACCACAAAUUGUUUUUAUUUAUGUUUCUGUAUGUUUCAGGUGUGUCCAUGCAUAUUUUUGAACUUGAGCUGUUUCCUCCUACUUCCAGUCUUUAUGCUAAGCUAGGCUAAUCAUGUCGGAAAUCCAGCUCUGUACAUGAGAUUGACAUUGAUCUUCUCAUCCCGCUCUUGGAAAGAAAGCAAAUAAGCAUACUGUAUUUUUCAAAACUAAUCCUUCACACACAUGAAUAACAUCAUUCAGAAAGGGCUGUAAGAGGCUUGCUCAUUUCUUGUUAAGGUUGAUAGACUUGAACAUCAUGUAUUUGGGGACUUGGCCACAAAUUUCCAAUGAAAAAUUAAUUGUCCUGUUUGCAAAGUUAAAGUCUUUAACAGUUUACUGUUUGUCUUUUCGGUUUAAAUGUAAUAGCAUAAAAAUGAAACACUGUUUAGCAGCUGACUUUUAAACUUCCUAUAGCACUUGAAUGUAGCAUAAUAUAGCAAACAAGAUCUAAAUCUGCCUACAGUUGACCAAAUUUCAACCAGACUCACUGUCAUUGCAAACAAAUAAACCACGAUAAACAGACAACAGAUAAAAUCAGAACCUCCUUCACAUGUUUGUGUUUCAAAGAAAUGACAUUGCGUAAAUGGAUUACCAGCGCUUAAGGAUGAAUGCACAUAGAAAUACAGUUCAAUCUUUAUCAUUCUCGCCCUCUGUCCAACCACUGGACAAGAAACUGCAGCUAUAAAAGAAUGAUUCACAUUGUGUUCAACUGCUGGUGUUUUUCUCUGAUGCGGAAGAGCAUUUAAGAACACAGUUCACCAUGAAUUGUAUUUUUUAGAGUGUGCACGUGUGUGAAUUUACUGAAUUUACCUUUAUUGUAAAAAAUAUUUUUUGCAUUCCACACCUUUCUUUCUUACAUCCACUGGCCUCCAUGAUAGUGAAGCGAUGGACUAAUCUGAGUGUAGUUUUACACCACAUUUGCACAUCAUCAAACCUUAAAAACUAGUAUAUUUUAUUCCUGUUAAAUAUACUAAGGAUCCGUUGCAGGAUCACUUCAGUUUCUGCAGCAGGCUCCUCGGAAAGGCCGUCUUCAUCUUUUAAGACCACCAGCCUGUUACCCCCUUCAACCUUCAAAGAUUCACUCAUCACUUUAAUAGUUGGACUGAGCACGAGCCACAAGACUGCACAGACGACAUUAAGGCAAAAUAUAUGAAAAAAGAAGAAACAAACCUGAAAAGACAACAAGGAUUGUUAUGGACUAUUUCAAUGUAAAGGAAUAUAAUGUACAAUUAUGACUGUAUAUCAAAGAUUUUGUGUUUUGUUUUUUUUACACCAUGUAAUCAUGUAAUGUUUUAACACAACUACUACUUACAAAGGGGGUUUAAAGUAUCCACACAGCAUUAAUCUGUUUUAUAAAUGUUCUAUUCAAAGUGUCAUAUUUUAUUACAUCGUUAUUAACCCUGUUAACAUGUUUUAUAUGAAGAGAUUUUAAACUGAUCUGUUGUUAAAAAUGAAGGGAAAGACUGAAAAAA
Molecule: messenger RNA, 7258 nt
Organism: Larimichthys crocea (large yellow croaker)
Lineage: Eukaryota; Metazoa; Chordata; Actinopteri; Sciaenidae
Product: rho guanine nucleotide exchange factor 12
Exons: 37
Coding region: 694-4917 (1407 amino acids)
Biological process (GO): Rho protein signal transduction; G protein-coupled receptor signaling pathway; RNA processing
Cellular component (GO): cytoplasm
Molecular function (GO): guanyl-nucleotide exchange factor activity; RNA binding; adenosine deaminase activity
Source: RefSeq, a predicted model, not a curated record